Messenger RNA from Xiphophorus hellerii (green swordtail), 2062 nucleotides. RefSeq names its product deoxyhypusine synthase (gene dhps). The coding region runs from base 170 to 1267 and encodes 365 amino acids. The record is from RefSeq and is a predicted model, not a curated record. Gene Ontology annotation, biological process: peptidyl-hypusine biosynthetic process. Gene Ontology annotation, molecular function: deoxyhypusine synthase activity. Gene Ontology annotation, cellular component: cytoplasm. NCBI's taxonomy places the organism in Eukaryota, Metazoa, Chordata, Actinopteri, Cyprinodontiformes, Poeciliidae. The transcript is spliced from 10 exons.
UGAAGUGUGUGCGCUAUAUCAAGUUUGUCCACUCGCGUUUUCCGUAGCGGGGGCUUUUAGCUUAGAUUGUGCUAUGCGUACAGGGCUACAACACUGUAAUAUAUUUACUUUUAGGUGCUGGAACAGAAGCACUCUGUCAUCACAUAACAUCUUGUAAAAAAGAGGAAAAAUGGCGGACCAUGCUCCAUCUAUUGCCAGGGAGUCAGUUCUGAAGCCCAGCGCUGAACUCCCGGAAGAUAUGCCAAAAAUCCGAGGCUACGACUUCAACCAGGGGGUUGAUCUCAAGGCGUUGCUGAAGACGUACAUGACCACAGGCUUUCAGGCCAGUAGCUUGAGUCUGGCCAUCCAGGAGAUCAACCGGAUGAUAGAGAAACGUCUGGAAUCGGUCGAAGUAGACAAAGAAAAUGAGUCUGAAGAGUCCUGCAAAUCCUCCCGCAAGUCCGGCUGUACCAUCUUCCUGGGAUACACCUCCAACCUCAUCAGCUCUGGAGUGAGAGAGAGCAUCCGCUACCUGGCAGAGCACAAAAUGGUGGAUGUGAUUGUCACCACAGCUGGAGGCAUUGAGGAGGAUUUCAUUAAGUGCCUGGCUCAUACUUACUUGGGAGACUUCAGUCUGUCGGGCAAAGAGCUGCGUCUGAGAGGCAUCAACAGGAUAGGAAACCUUCUGGUGCCCAACGAUAACUACUGCAAGUUUGAAGACUGGCUGAUGCCCAUUCUGGAUCAAAUGUUAUUGGAGCAAAACACAGAGGGAAUCCGGUGGACUCCCUCUAAAAUGAUCCAUCGGCUCGGCAGGGAGAUAAACAACACCGACUCUGUCUACUACUGGGCAUACAAGAAUAACAUCCCAGUGUUCAGUCCUGCACUCACUGAUGGUUCUCUGGGCGACAUGCUCUACUUCCACUCGUUUAAGAACCCCGGCUUGGUUUUGGACAUCGUAGAAGAUAUACGAAAGCUGAAUGGCAUGGCGAUUUUUGCCAAGAAAACAGGAAUGAUCAUCCUGGGAGGAGGGUUGGUGAAACAUCAUAUAGCCAAUGCUAACCUCAUGAGAAACGGCGCUGACUACGCUGUGUUUGUGAACACGGGUCAGGAGUUUGAUGGCUCGGACUCUGGGGCCCGACCUGACGAGGCCGUAUCCUGGGGAAAGAUCAGGACAGACGCCAAACCUGUUAAGGUGUACGCAGACGCCUCUUUGGUUUUCCCUCUAAUUGUGGCCGAGACCUUCGCUCUACAUGCCGACAAGCUGACAGCGGGACAGAAAGCAGAUUAAAGCGAUUAUGCUACCUUAAAAAAAACAAGACAACGUCUUGUUUUAUUUUCAUAGUUGUUUUUCCCCUCCAUAUGAAUGCAUGAAUCAUAUUGAGAUCUGCUACUUCUAAUCUGAAUAGGUAUGAAAUUUUGAGGCAAAGUCUCAUUUCAAUGCUGUCUCUCAUCUUUAGUUUUGUAAAUUAGAAGAGUUUUUUUUCUUUGCCUUUAAGACAGUUGAAAUAGCAUGCGUAUAAUGCUAUCACAUGUACCAAAGAGAUUUCCUAGAAUGCUUUUGAGUUUAGCUGUAGGCCGUGAGUGUGUCUGACACAGCAAGAGACUAACCAUGUUGCAGCAUAACUCAUGUCAGUGUAGCUGCAGCUCUGCACUCAAUGCAUGGCUGCUGUUAAUGAUCAGGCCUUAUUGAUUUUUAGUUUUAUUGAGCAGGUAGAUCAUUUUAAUGUUGAUGUUUCAGCUUAGAAGAUGCUCCUGUAUGUUUAACAAAUCAGGAAAACAUCUGUUAAAAGUUUUGGAUUUUAAUCAAUGCUGCAUUUUUUUUUGGUUUCUGUCUUGUGUGUGAAAGUCAUGGAAAUGCCAUCAUGUGACACUGAGUUGCACUUGAUUAGGUUGGUGAACAGUCUUAGAUAAUAGAAACGAAGUUAGAUGGUAUGUUUGUUACAUUUGAGGUAAAAAGGGUAUUUUCACUCUUCUGUUAAUUAAACAUGGUAAGAAGGUACACAUUUUCAAUGCAAAGAUGUUAUUUUAUGCAUUUAGCCAUUUAAGUUAUGGAUAUAUAAAACUUGGUUUCUUUGAAAAUCAA